AACCUAACCAUGGUUAGAAAUAUAUGUCCCAUUUUUGUUAUAAAUAGUAGAGCCACGGCAGAGGCUUGAUCUCAUUCUCAACAGCUAAUUCCGAAAGGCGUCUUAAUAAACGCUUAUUAGGGUUUCACCUUUGAUUUCGUUGUUUCUCGAUUCUCGUUUCAUUUCCAUUAGAUUUGUAUUUAUAUAGAUUGUGAUUUAAUUGUAUCGAAGAUGAGAGAGUGCAUCUCCAUUCACAUCGGUCAGGCUGGUAUUCAGGUCGGAAAUGCUUGCUGGGAACUCUAUUGCCUUGAACACGGCAUUCAGCCUGAUGGCCAGAUGCCAAGUGACAAGACUGUUGGCGGAGGUGAUGAUGCUUUCAACACCUUUUUCAGCGAAACUGGUGCAGGGAAGCAUGUCCCGAGGGCUAUUUUUGUGGAUCUUGAACCCACAGUGAUUGAUGAAGUUAGGACUGGAACUUAUCGCCAGCUCUUUCACCCAGAGCAAUUGAUCAGUGGCAAGGAGGAUGCUGCAAACAACUUUGCCCGUGGUCACUACACAAUUGGAAAAGAAAUUGUUGAUCUCUGCCUGGAUCGUAUCAGAAAGCUUGCUGAUAACUGCACUGGACUCCAGGGCUUCCUUGUUUUUAAUGCUGUCGGUGGGGGCACUGGGUCAGGUCUUGGUUCCUUGCUUCUAGAGCGUCUGUCUGUUGACUAUGGAAAGAAGUCUAAACUCGGGUUUACUGUGUACCCUUCACCACAGGUCUCAACUUCAGUUGUUGAGCCCUACAACAGUGUCCUCUCGACACACUCCCUUCUUGAGCACACAGAUGUUGCUAUACUUCUUGACAAUGAAGCAAUAUAUGACAUCUGCAGGCGCUCACUUGACAUUGAGCGCCCAACCUACACCAAUCUUAACAGGCUUGUUUCUCAGGUGAUUUCCUCCCUGACUGCAUCUCUGAGGUUUGAUGGUGCCUUGAAUGUGGAUGUCACAGAAUUUCAGACCAACUUGGUCCCCUAUCCCAGGAUUCACUUUAUGCUUUCCUCCUAUGCUCCUGUCAUCUCAGCUGAGAAAGCAUACCACGAGCAGCUUUCUGUGGCAGAAAUCACGAACAGUGCAUUUGAGCCUUCUUCUAUGAUGGCAAAGUGUGAUCCCAGGCAUGGAAAGUAUAUGGCUUGCUGCCUGAUGUACCGUGGUGAUGUUGUUCCCAAGGAUGUGAAUGCAGCUGUUGCUACUAUUAAGACCAAGCGUACUAUUCAGUUUGUUGACUGGUGCCCUACUGGUUUCAAGUGUGGUAUCAACUACCAGCCACCCACUGUUGUUCCUGGUGGAGACCUUGCUAAGGUUCAAAGGGCUGUUUGCAUGAUCUCCAAUUCAACCAGUGUCGCAGAGGUGUUCUCCCGAAUUGAUACCAAGUUUGAUCUGAUGUACUCAAAGCGUGCUUUUGUGCAUUGGUACGUUGGUGAAGGAAUGGAGGAAGGUGAGUUCUCGGAAGCUCGCGAGGAUCUCGCUGCACUUGAGAAAGAUUAUGAAGAGGUUGGUGCUGAGGGUGGUGAGGAUGAAGGUGAUGAGGGAGAGGACUACUGAAGGAAACAUGGACCAUCAUGAUGUGACCUUUGUUUUGUUUGUUUCUUAUGAUGUUUUCAGAUGUCCAGUCGCAGUACUGUGACUCACUUGCACUGUUCUAUUCUAUCCUUGCAUUUAAACAACUGUUUUCGGUAUUGAUGUUGCUGUGUUUUUAAAACAUGAAAGUCUUUUCUUGUUUGGGAUGCAAUUCUCUUUGUUUUGGAAUGAUAAAUGAAAUGUUCUUUGCUGCA
Molecule: messenger RNA, 1793 nt
Organism: Daucus carota subsp. sativus
Lineage: Eukaryota; Viridiplantae; Streptophyta; Magnoliopsida; Apiales; Apiaceae
Product: tubulin alpha-2 chain
Exons: 4
Coding region: 211-1563 (450 amino acids)
Biological process (GO): microtubule cytoskeleton organization; mitotic cell cycle
Cellular component (GO): cytoplasm; microtubule
Molecular function (GO): GTP binding; structural constituent of cytoskeleton
Source: RefSeq, a predicted model, not a curated record